Messenger RNA from Lepus europaeus (European hare), 1315 nucleotides. Its product is annotated as interferon-stimulated 20 kDa exonuclease-like 2. Gene Ontology annotation, molecular function: 3'-5'-RNA exonuclease activity; nucleic acid binding. The record is from RefSeq and is a predicted model, not a curated record. Gene Ontology annotation, cellular component: nucleus. Lineage: Eukaryota; Metazoa; Chordata; Mammalia; Lagomorpha; Leporidae. Gene Ontology annotation, biological process: intrinsic apoptotic signaling pathway in response to DNA damage by p53 class mediator.
AUGUCUUCAUUGCUGCUGAACCUGGACUUUGGGGAACCUCCUCCAAAAAAGGCAUUAGAAGGCAAUGCCAAGCACCGAAGUUUUGUCAAGAGGCGGCGGCUCUUGGAGCGGAAAGGCUUUCUGAACAAAAAGAACCAGCCCCCUAGCAAGGCUCCCAAGUUGCACGCAGACCCUCCAAAGAAAGCGGAAGCUCCUAAAGUGGAUGGCGCUUGGCAGAUCCCUUCCCUGUCAAGAAAGAAGACAGGGGCCCCCAGCACCGGGGCAGAACAGCCCCUGGGGAAGAAGGCUGCAGUGUCUUGGCUGACCCCUGCCCCUUCCAAGAAGGCCGACACGGUUGUAGCGCAGGUGGAUUUGCUGGGGGAGUUCCAUAGUGCCCUUCCGAAGAUUAAGAGCCACCCCACCUGCCCCCAGAAGAAAGGCUCCCAGAAGAAUGCCGCCCCGAAUCCCGCCCAGGCUCACUCCGAGAAUAAGCUCUCCCGAGCAGCCCAGAAGGCUCCGAGCAAGAUGGUGGCGAUUGACUGUGAGAUGGUGGGCACAGGCCCCAAGGGGCACGUCAGCUCCCUUGCUCGGUGUAGCAUCGUCAACUACAACAGGGACGUGCUGUACGACGAGUACAUCCUGCCCCCGUGCCGCAUCGUGGACUACAGGACCAGGUGGAGUGGCAUCCGGAAACAGCACAUGCUCAAUGCCACACCCUUCAAGACUGCUCGCAGCCAGAUCCUGAAGAUCCUCGCAGGGAAGAUAGUGGUGGGGCACGCCAUCCACAAUGACUUCAAAGCCCUCCAGUACUUUCACCCCAAGUCCCUGACCCGUGACACCUCCCACAUCCCCCUGCUCAACCGGAAGGCCGACUUCCCGGAGAACGCCACCAUGUCUCUGAAGCGCCUCAACAAGAAGCUGCUGGACCGGAACAUCCAGGUGGGCAAGAGUGGACAUUCGUCCGUGGAGGAUGCCCAGGCCACCAUGUAGCUUUACAAGCUGAUUGAAGUCGAAUGGGAGCAGCACCUGGCCCAGAACCCCCCAAAAGACUAGCAGUGGUGGGAACACUGGUGUUGCGGGGAGGCAGAGGCAGCCCCCCAGGAGAACCAGGGCACUGGGCCAUGGAUGGGUGCUGCACCAGCUCCACGCCGUUGGAAGCUAGACUUGUUGGGAAGAGAAAGGCUCGCCCUAGACUUAAUACCCAUUGAAACUUCACCUGAGCUACUGUGUCCGUGUCUGGUUGAGCAUCCCAUGGAAGGGGAAGCCCCUGUCAGAACCCAGCCCCAGAGUGUUUACCUUCUUAAAUGGUGCUAACCGCAGGUCCCAGAGGACUUUG